Racocetra persica is the source of this 190-nucleotide messenger RNA. The record is from the annotation of a GenBank genome assembly. Lineage: Eukaryota; Fungi; Glomeromycota; Glomeromycetes; Diversisporales; Gigasporaceae.
GCGUGAAUGGAUGGGUGAAACUUCAAAAAUAAUAGAGGCACAUAAUGUUAAAAUCCGAGUUAUAGGCCUGUAUUCUCAUCGAGUUUUUGCAAUCAUAGACAGAUUUUGUAAGAUAUUAGCAGAGAUGCUAUACAAAGUUCAAUUUGCUAUUGAAACUAUAUCCGGAAAUUCUAAAUUAAUAAGGGCAUAG